Molecule: messenger RNA, 1731 nt
Organism: Capronia epimyces CBS 606.96
Lineage: Eukaryota; Fungi; Ascomycota; Eurotiomycetes; Chaetothyriales; Herpotrichiellaceae
Exons: 2
Coding region: 1-1731 (576 amino acids)
Biological process (GO): carbohydrate metabolic process
Source: RefSeq, a predicted model, not a curated record
AUGCGUGUUCCUGAGUACAUCUGCAUCCUCAUUCUCACUCUUUGCUCACAGAUCGGCCGUGUUGAGGCUGCUUUCGGCGAUGUCCACGGCCCGCCUGUAUACGACAGCAGGACCUCAGACCAGGGAGUCCUUGCAGGCCUAUGUCCAGACUAUACAAGCUAUGCUCGUCAGAAGCAUAAACCUCUAAGCACGGGGCCGUUACAACUCCCUUACCAAAGGCCACAUUCCCACUGUCGCAAGUUCUCAUCCCCUGCGGUGGAACAGGUGAUCGAAGAUUUAUACCCUCGAAUAAAAGAUCCGGACCUAGCACACAUAUUCCGCAAUGCCUUCCCCAACACCCUGGACACCACAGUCCUAUGGCAUGUCGACGGGGUAAAGACGCACGCGCCCAAGUCGCGGCUGGCAAGAGAUAAAAACAAAUGGCAAGGUGCGCAGUCAUUCAUCGUCACGGGCGACAUCAACGCAGAGUGGUUGCGAGACUCGACCAACCAGCUGGCACAGUAUCAGCCUCUUGCCAGGUCUGCUCCGGACAUCUCCAAUUUACUGUUGGGCGCAAUCAAUACCCAGGCGGAAUUUGUGAUCUCUUCCCCUUACUGCAAUGCAUUUCAACCUCCAGACCCAUCCCACCUCCCCCCGGUGCAUUCGGGUCAAGAAGAUUAUGUGCACCCUGCCUACGAACAGGGCGUGGUCUUCGAAUGCAAGUACGAGCUCGACAGCUUGGCAGCCUUCCUUUCCCUCACCAACCAAUAUUUCAAAUCGACCGGAUCGACUACGUACUUGACGGAUCGCUGGUUCAAAGCUCUUGAGGCUCUUCUCAACGUUCUUGACACCCAGGCACGACCGACGUUCAAUACUGCCACAGGCUGGUACGAAAGGAAUGAAUACACUUUUAGCCGAUUGACCCGACUCGGCACGGAAACCCUUAGCCUCGAGGGCACAGGAAAUCCAUUAGCCGGCGGAACCGGACUCAUUCGCUCCGCAUUCCGCCCUUCUGAUGACGCCACCGUCUUUGGAUUUCUCAUUCCUGCAAACGCCAUGAUGUCGGUGGAGUUGGCCCGCGCUUCGACGAUGCUCAAGGCAGCCUCGAGUGUGUGGUCGGCUCCCAACGAAGCGAAGUGGAUGCUGACUGUGGCCGAAGACCUCCAAACCCGCGCGGAUACCAUCAAAGCCGGCAUCUACAAGCACGCCGUCACGACGCACCCGGAGUUCGGGGAGGUAUUUGCUUACGAAGUCGAUGGGUACGGCUCGCAUCUGCUGAUAGACGACGCCAACGUACCGUCACUUCUAUCCCUCCCACUACUUGGGUUUGUUGACGCUUCGGACCCCAUCUACCAGAACACCCGCCGCAUGAUCCUCUCGCAGCGCGGCAAUCCGUACUUCCUGUCCGGCUCCAAGUUCCGUGGCAUUGGCGGGCCUCAUAUCGGUCUGCGCAACGCCUGGCCCAUGUCGGUCCUCGUGCAGGCCAUGACCAGCACCUCGGACACCGAGAUAUUGCAGUGCCUUGACCGCGUCAAGAACGUCAGCCUGCUAGGUCUCAUCAACGAGAGCGUCGACGUCCAUCGCGGCGUGCGGGCCGGCGGCGAAGGCAUGACACGCAGCUGGUUCGCGUGGGCCAAUAGCGUCUUUGCGCAAACCGUCUUGUGGCUCGUUGACAAGAAGCCCGACUUGAUCCUCAACGACGAGGGGAGCGGCAAGAUGACGUACCGAGUGGGAGAGGGCUGGGUUGACUAG